CUGCCGCGUCUCGCCGUCGCCCCCGCCCCGCCCGCCGGCCCGGAGCCCCGCCGCCGCCACCCCGGCUGUCCCCGCCGCCGGGGACAUGUCUAACCCCGGAGGCCGGCGGAACGGGCCCGUCAAGCUGCGCCUGACAGUACUCUGUGCAAAAAACUUGGUGAAAAAGGAUUUUUUCCGACUUCCUGACCCGUUUGCUAAGGUGGUGGUUGAUGGAUCUGGGCAGUGCCAUUCUACAGAUACUGUAAAGAAUACACUUGAUCCGAAGUGGAAUCAGCAUUAUGAUCUGUAUAUUGGAAAAUCUGAUUCCGUCACGAUCAGCGUAUGGAAUCACAAGAAGAUUCAUAAAAAACAGGGUGCUGGGUUUCUUGGUUGUGUCCGUCUUCUGUCCAAUGCCAUCAACCGCCUCAAAGACACGGGCUAUCAGAGGUUGGAUCUAUGCAAGCUUGGGCCAAAUGACAAUGAUACAGUUAGAGGACAGAUAGUAGUGAGUCUUCAGUCCAGAGAUCGCAUAGGCACGGGAGGACAAGUUGUGGACUGCAGUCGUUUGUUUGACAAUGAUUUACCAGACGGUUGGGAAGAAAGGCGAACUGCAUCUGGGAGAAUCCAAUAUCUAAACCACAUAACAAGAACUACACAGUGGGAACGUCCAACACGGCCGGCUUCUGAAUAUUCUAGUCCUGGCAGACCUCUUAGCUGCUUUGUUGAUGAGAACACUCCAAUUAGUGGAACAAAUGGUGCAACGUGUGGGCAGUCCUCAGAUCCCAGACUGGCAGAGAGGAGGGUCAGGUCACAGCGCCAUAGGAAUUACAUGAGCAGAACACACCUGCAUACCCCUCCGGACCUCCCAGAAGGCUAUGAACAGAGGACAACGCAGCAAGGUCAGGUGUACUUCUUACAUACUCAGACUGGUGUGAGUACGUGGCAUGAUCCAAGGGUGCCUCGGGAUCUUAGCAACAUCAAUUGUGAAGAGCUUGGGCCUUUGCCUCCUGGAUGGGAGAUUCGUAAUACGGCCACAGGCAGAGUGUAUUUUGUUGACCAUAACAACAGAACAACACAAUUUACAGAUCCUCGGCUUUCUGCUAACUUGCAUUUAGUUUUAAACCGGCAAAACCAGUUGAAAGACCAACAGCAACAGCAAGUGGUACCAUUGUGCCCUGAUGACACAGAGUGUCUGACAGUCCCAAGGUAUAAACGAGACCUGGUUCAGAAACUAAAAAUUUUGCGGCAGGAACUUUCUCAACAGCAGCCUCAGGCUGGCCACUGCCGCGUCGAGGUUUCCAGGGAAGAGAUUUUUGAGGAAUCGUAUCGACAGGUUAUGAAAAUGAGACCAAAAGAUCUCUGGAAACGAUUAAUGAUAAAGUUCCGUGGAGAAGAAGGUCUUGACUAUGGAGGGGUUGCCAGGGAAUGGUUGUAUCUCCUGUCACAUGAAAUGUUGAAUCCAUACUAUGGCCUUUUCCAGUAUUCAAGAGAUGAUAUCUAUACGUUGCAGAUAAACCCCGACUCUGCAGUAAAUCCGGAACAUUUGUCAUAUUUCCAUUUUGUUGGACGAAUAAUGGGAAUGGCUGUAUUUCAUGGACAUUAUAUUGAUGGUGGCUUCACAUUGCCAUUUUAUAAACAGUUGCUUGGGAAGUCAAUUACUUUGGAUGACAUGGAGUUAGUUGAUCCAGAUCUUCAUAACAGUUUAGUGUGGAUACUUGAAAAUGAUAUUACAGGUGUGUUGGACCAUACCUUUUGUGUUGAACACAAUGCAUAUGGUGAAAUUAUCCAGCAUGAACUUAAACCAAAUGGCAAAAGUAUCCCUGUUACUGAAGAAAAUAAAAAAGAGUAUGUCAGGCUGUAUGUGAACUGGAGGUUCUUACGAGGCAUUGAGGCUCAGUUCCUGGCCCUGCAGAAGGGAUUUAAUGAGGUCAUCCCACAGCAUCUGCUGAAGACGUUUGAUGAAAAGGAGUUAGAGCUCAUUGUUUGCGGACUUGGAAAGAUAGAUGUGAGUGACUGGAAGCUAAACACCAGGUUGAAACACUGCACGCCAGACAGCAAUGUGGUCAAGUGGUUCUGGAAAGCUGUGGAGUUUUUUGAUGAAGAGCGGCGAGCACGAUUACUCCAGUUUGUGACAGGGUCGUCUAGAGUGCCUCUCCAGGGCUUCAAGGCGUUACAGGGUGCUGCAGGCCCGCGGCUCUUUACCAUACACCAGAUCGAUGCCUGCACUAACCAUCUGCCAAAAGCCCACACUUGUUUCAAUCGAAUAGACAUUCCGCCCUAUGAAAGCUAUGAAAAGCUCUAUGAGAAGCUGCUAACGGCCAUCGAAGAGACAUGUGGCUUUGCUGUGGAGUGACGGACUUCAAGGACUUACCUGGACGCUAUUUAUACCCCUGACCGCCUCCUUUUCAGCAGAAUUUGAAAGAAUGCUGAAAUACAGGAAAACCUCCCUCCCUGCUUCAAUUGUUUGUAGGACACUGUGAGGGGAAAGGACAAUUCUGAAAUUCCUUUUCAAGGAAUAGAAGGUCUUUAUGCUUUGCCAUGAGGCCAGAUUCAGCUGCUAUUUAAAAUUAAUAUCUUGAACCUAAAGAAUGCUGGCUUUUCCUACAUUUCCAGAGUUAGGCAGUAUUCUACACUUAAAGACUACUACUAUUUUUGUAAAAGGUAAUCUAUUCAAAUUGCUUCAAAGAUUUCACGUUCUCAAACAUCAAGACAACUUCAGCAGUCGGUACAAGUCACAUUUCAUUUUGAUCAAAUACAUGAUUUUGAACAGCUCCUGUACUUGUUCUUUGUAAAAAAAAAUAAUAAUAAAGUUAUUUUGAAUUAUUCUACCUUUAUAAACAACUGGCUAAAAGGAUCAUUAUCUUUAAGAAGUUAAACCAUUUACAUGUUGUGUUUUUCUAUAACAGAGCAUUAUAUUUUGCAUUAUAUAUGUUUCAGUCUAGCCUAAGUGGGUUUUUAUAUUUUUAAAGCAUGAAUUUCCUGGAGUCCAGCUGUGUCAUUUUGGUUGUCAGAUUUCUAAUGCAACCAUAUGGUCUAAAUUUAGUAGUUUAUUUGCUGCAGUAAAAUAUGUUCAGGGGUUCCAUUCUUAAAUAACUUUUUAAAAAAACCCAGUAUUUCUAUAUUAAUAUGAUCAUGUAUUUUGGCUUUAGCUUUCAUUUUAAAUUACUGCAUUCUGCUAGCUUUGUGGAGCAUUGGACAGGAUAGGAUUUGCAUUCUUCUGCCGGGUCAGUUUACCUUUAUAUGUAUGUAUACUAUUCCUGUAAACCAAAAAGUCUGACAAGUGCACCUAAUUUAUACUUCAGUUACAGUGUAUAUUUCUAUCAAGUAAAAAAUCCUGAAACUUU
Messenger RNA from Ochotona princeps (American pika), 3323 nucleotides. It is a transcript of the gene SMURF2, whose product is annotated as SMAD specific E3 ubiquitin protein ligase 2. Gene Ontology annotation, biological process: negative regulation of BMP signaling pathway; ubiquitin-dependent protein catabolic process. The transcript has 19 exons. Lineage: Eukaryota; Metazoa; Chordata; Mammalia; Lagomorpha; Ochotonidae. The record is from RefSeq and is a predicted model, not a curated record. Gene Ontology annotation, molecular function: protein binding; ubiquitin protein ligase activity. Bases 86 to 2332 code for a protein of 748 amino acids.